CUGAAACUUUAAGAUUUCUUCAAAUAUGCCUUUUGACAAAUUAGUUCGCUUCGAACUCGAUGGGAGAGCAUGCUAUGGCAAUUUGAUUGACACUUCUGGGAACGAGUUCAAAGUCACCAAGCUCAUAGGUGGCUUGGAAGAAGGAUUUUCUGCCGACGGAGAUGAGGUCAUAAUAGUAUCAAAGCUUCUCUGCCCUCUCGAAAGAACCCCGAUCAUUCAAUGCGUCGGCGUCAACUACCGCAGGCACGCCACAGAAGCAAAACUCACCGUCCCCGCCUACCCCGUGAUCUUCAGCAAACCCCCUGCCACCCUUGCCGGGCCCCACGACUCAAUCCCCAUCCACCUUUCCUGCCAAGAAAAGCUCGACUACGAAGGUGAGCUCUGCGUCAUCAUCGGCCGAGACGCAAAGAACGUCUCCUCGUCCAACGCCCUCGACUACGUGCUGGGCUACACAGCCGGCAACGACAUCUCGGCACGCUUCUUCCAGCUCCCCGAGAAUGCCGGCGGUCAAUACGGCUACGCGAAAUCCUUUGACAACUUCGCGCCCAUCGGGCCUGCGAUUUGGUCGCAGGAAAGUGUCGGGGAUCCACAGAAGUUGAGGCUGGUGACGAGGGUUAAUGGGGAGGUGAGGCAGGAGACUGGGUGUGAUGACAUGAUUUGGAGUGUGAGGCAGAUUGUUGAACAUUUAAGUAGGGGCACGACAUUAAGGGCCGGAACCGUCAUUAUGGCGGGGACACCAGAGGGAGUGGGUUUCUUUUCGAAGAGAUUUCUAAAAGAUGGGGACGUAGUUGAGAUUGAGAUUAAAGGGUUGGGGAAGAUUGAGAAUAAGAUGGUUUUUGAGUAGCGCUGAUAAGCUGUACUGACAGUUGAAUGCGAAAUGAGUUUGGUCGUACAAUGAAGAAUUACUUGAG
Messenger RNA from Hyaloscypha bicolor E, 911 nucleotides. RefSeq lists its product as uncharacterized. Gene Ontology annotation, molecular function: acetylpyruvate hydrolase activity. Bases 26 to 844 code for a protein of 272 amino acids. The record is from RefSeq and is a predicted model, not a curated record. Lineage: Eukaryota; Fungi; Ascomycota; Leotiomycetes; Helotiales; Hyaloscyphaceae. The transcript has 3 exons.